AUGGGGUGCGGCAGCAGCCAACCCGAACAAGAGCGCCGACCUCGCCAGGUGACAAUCGGAGCACCCCAGGAUGUCAUGAUACAUAUUCCUCGCAACCGCACCGAUCGCUACGGAGCUCCGACGCAGCAAGUGACUCAAGAGGUUGAUCGAGAUACUCUAAUCGCAGCCCUCCACCACGUCUCGGACUUCAUCGCGCUCCAGAGGCAGCAUAUCACCGUGAUAGCUGUUGGGGGAGCAGUCAACACUCUGUUCCUUCGAUCCCGGCUGAUCACUCACGAUGUGGACGUUUUCGGCUCUGACUUUUCCAACCAAGGGCGUGUCCUGUUGGACCGCGCUAUGCACGAUGCUCGGCAGAGGUUCCGUGCCCUUGGAACCGACUGGCUCAAUACCGAGACACAAAUGUGGAUGCCUGGACCUCUGCAUCAAGAACUCACUGCAGGAGCCAGGAGGCAGAACGUCAAGGUCUUUGACGGGGCGGGCCUCACCAUCCUCGCUGCACCGUGGGAGUAUGCUUUUUCUGCCAAGAUCAAUCGCAUCCUCACGGGCGGUGCCCAACGUCGGCCGUAUGAUCUCGCAGACGCUGCUACCUACAUUCACGAGUAUAUUCGCAGCCAUGGUAAUGCAUCGAUCCCUGUCGCGACGGCUCGGGGGUGGGCUAAACACUAUCACCACGAGACGAAUGACAACAUCCUUCGAACUCAAGUGAACUAG
Thyridium curvatum is the source of this 711-nucleotide messenger RNA. RefSeq lists its product as uncharacterized. The transcript has a single exon. The record is from RefSeq and is a predicted model, not a curated record. The coding region runs from base 1 to 711 and encodes 236 amino acids. NCBI's taxonomy places the organism in Eukaryota, Fungi, Ascomycota, Sordariomycetes, Thyridiales, Thyridiaceae.